CCAAACAAAGAGGACUGUGACAUGGACCCUAAACGCGGCUACGUUUUGCGUCCCAAGCUGGAAUGUGCCGUCGGUAGUUCAUAGCUCCAUUCAGGUCCGCAACCUGCACCACUUCCCUCCCCAACAAAGACCCGUGGGGUCCAAAACCCACUGCAGGGAAGCUCAGCUCCGGCUAGGGCUCCAACCUUCCGUACAUCAUGGCAGCCCCCGAAGGCUUCGCUCCAGACAUUGUCUUCCGUACAACAUGGCCACCCACAGGACGCGCGCCGCAGCCCCUCCCACCCGGCCACCGGAAGUUUCCGUUUGAAAUCCUGGCUGCCGCUGAGCCUGGCAGUGAGGCGGUUGCCGCGGAGCGCUUUUUGAAUCAGAACGACGAGGGUUACGGGCCGGAGCAGCAGGCACCUGGGGCCCAGCCUUGCCACCUCGUUACGAUGACCAGCGUGGUUAAGACAAUGUACACACUGCAGCCUCCCUCAGUGCCGAGCGGCGGCCCGCCCGCAGACACACAAAUUCGAGCCACUUCUAAGAGCUUAUUACCUGUUAAGUCUAAAGAAGUCGAUGUUCCCAGACUUCUUCAUCCAGGUGUUUCAGAGAACGAUGUUAUGAAAAUCAUCAAACCAAGACGAGAGAAUGGGCAGGUGAAAGCUGCAGACACUGCCAUCAAAAGGAACGUCAAAAAGAGCUACAAACCAUUGAGUAAGCAGAAAUCAGAGGAAGAGCUCAAGGAUAAGAACCAGCUCUUAGAGGUCGUCAACAAGCAGUUGCACCAGAAGUUGACUGAAACUCAGGGAGAACUAAAGGACCUGACCCAAAAGGUGGAGCUGCUGGAGAAGUUUCAGGACAACUGUUUGGCAAUAUUGGAGAGCAAGGGCCUCAAUCCAGGCAGUGAAACUCUGACAUCACAGCAAGAAUCCAACACGGAUCACGUGGACUCUGUGUUGCUGUUAGAAACUUUGCAAGAUGAACUAAAGCUUUUUAAUGAAACAGCCAAAAAGCAAAUGGAAGACUUACAGCAGGCCUUAAAAGUAAAGUUGAAGAUGAAAGAAGAAGAGAGGACCCGGUUCCUAGAACAGCAGACCUUAUGUAACAGUCAAGUAAAUGAUUUUACAACAGCUCUCGAGGAAAUGGAGCAGCUAUUAGAAAUGUGAUAAAAAGCAAAUGACCAUAUGGCUGUCUCUUGGGGAUUAACGCUAAGAGGAAUCCACUGAGGACAUCUACUUCUUGGCCAUGAUCUUCUAGGACUCACCAUCCCCAGAAUGAAAAUAGUUUCUGCAGUAGGCUUAAGGACAGUUUGUGUUGGAAUAGCAGUUUCUCUUUUAAGUAAGUGUUCUAACCUUCAGAUUGGUCAGCUCUCUGAAGCUAUCAUGUACAUAAUUAAGAUCUACAAGAGGGCUGCCUGGACACUUGGAUCAACUGAGGCAACAAAGCAACAGACGCUCUGUUAGAAUUGGGAGACUAAACCAGCCACAGCCAGAGAAUCCAAAAGGUCACAUUCAGAUGUACGGGAAGAAACCCUUAGUUGUACACUGGAGCACAGGUGCUCCACAGGAAGUAUCACUGAUGAGCCAUGCGUUCUCCUUCUAAUUUGGAACAUAUUCUGUCCCAUCCUGGUUGGGCUCUAUACCUCACUGUAAAUUUAUGAACUUAAAGUUACUUGAAAUAGCUUAGUAAAUGGGUUGAAGGUUAAUAGCAAUAACACCUACCUGAAACAAUACACGUUGGAGCUUUUAAUCUAAGUUACUUCUGGUUUUUUAUAUAUAUAAAAAGAAAUAUCUAAUUAAAAGAGAUAUUUCUUUCUAUAUAUAGAUAUUUCUCUAUUCAGAUUGCAAUAUGGAGAAGUAAAAAAAAAAAAAAAAGUAAAAAAAUGACCUUUUAACCUAAAUGUGUUCACUGACUACUACUAAACUAAUCUAGGAGUUCACAGUUCCACCUCAAUUUAACCCAGAAUAUUUCUCUUCCAUCCAUUAAUUGCUCCAUGCCCACCCCACCCCGUCUUCCAGGAACAUGAGCCGGCUUUCUGAGGGUGCCCCCUAUUUGUAGCAGUGGGCACCACACUCCAUCGGCCAGGUUUGCGUCACCAGCUGUCUCCCUGCACUCCUAAGCGCGGUUAUGUACCUGCUGUCUGCUUUGCACAGCCAAUCCUGACUUGGUUCAUGGAUCCUUAAACAACUGAAGUCCAUGGCAGUCUGCCCCAACCUGGUUUACCAAAGACACAGCCAUAUUUCAUUUCUUCGUCAAACUACGCAGUCUUUGGCUAUCUCCCCUUUUUUCUGCGCCUACUAAUUUUUUCGCCAAACCCACCCACCAUGCAGGAUUACUGAGGUGGCCCAGAGCCACCCAUUCAGGCCAGCUAAUGCCCCCACCCUAACUUAAAGGGCUAAAAAUCUUUGCCUUCACACGCAAACAUUCGUGCAGUUGGUUAUGUCCCAAAUAUUUUGAGGGGGAAAUCCAGUUAAAUAAUUCACACAAAUGAAAAGGGCUAAACAUUUUCUUCUACCCAUUUUUAGGAUGUUUAUAGUUUAAAACAUUAUUUACCCAAAUGAAUUUGUAAUUGCUCAUUCAGGUCAAAAUAAAGUUUUACUUCCUUCUUGGAAGGAGAGGGUGGGAAAUUCAGUUGUGGGAUUCUCACCUCCUUGUCAUGCCACCCUCGUUAACUCCUGAGAAAGGAAUUACCUCAAUGUCUGUGGUUACUCAUCUUCCCCAAUGUAGAGACCCUGCUCCUUUGUGUCCUGGUCUCACCAAGGGGCUCCCACUUCAUAGCUCUCCUUUGCACCGCCAGCCAGAUUUGUGCGCUCUUAUUUCUUCUGACCAGUGCUGCUGCUCCUGCCUUUUGUACAUGUGUUAAUAUUCUGGAUGCUUAACCUGACCUGGAGCCUGAACAAAUUCAUGCAUAAACUUAGUAAAUAGUGAUCUGCACCUUCCCACUUUACUAGAUGCCAUAGGAAACUUUAAUGUAGCAUUACAUUCUUCAUUUCAAAGAUGUGUUCAGUCUAUUAGGUGAAACAAAAAAUGUGCAGGUCAUAAACAAGUUAAAUAACAAAAGGCACUACUUUACUAACUGAGUUGUGUGGUACCGUUGUAUAGUAUAGCAGUUAACUGUGAGCUAGGCUUAUGGAGGAGGUAGACUGGAAAUUGAAGGCAAAGUAACAUUUGAAGAGGCUAUAGCUAGAAAGUUGAGGACCUUCCAAGUUAGUGAACACAUGGAGAUUUGAGGGGAGUGCGGUGCUCAAGGCAUGGAAGCUCCAUGUCCUUGACGUUGAUACCUUUCCCUACACUUUUCUUCCAUCUGGCUGUUCCUGAGUUGUAUGCUUUUAUAAUAAACCAGUAAUCUAGUAAAUAAAA
This is a messenger RNA of Pteronotus mesoamericanus, 3342 nucleotides long. RefSeq names its product kinetochore localized astrin (SPAG5) binding protein (gene KNSTRN). Lineage: Eukaryota; Metazoa; Chordata; Mammalia; Chiroptera; Mormoopidae. Gene Ontology annotation, biological process: regulation of attachment of spindle microtubules to kinetochore; spindle organization; mitotic sister chromatid segregation. The coding region runs from base 198 to 1148 and encodes 316 amino acids. Gene Ontology annotation, cellular component: mitotic spindle; centriolar satellite; kinetochore. The transcript is spliced from 9 exons. The record is from RefSeq and is a predicted model, not a curated record.